This is a messenger RNA of Manacus vitellinus (golden-collared manakin), 2131 nucleotides long. It is a transcript of the gene ARIH1, whose product is annotated as ariadne RBR E3 ubiquitin protein ligase 1. Bases 75 to 1445 code for a protein of 456 amino acids. The record is from RefSeq and is a predicted model, not a curated record. The transcript is spliced from 14 exons. Gene Ontology annotation, biological process: ubiquitin-dependent protein catabolic process; positive regulation of proteasomal ubiquitin-dependent protein catabolic process; protein polyubiquitination. NCBI's taxonomy places the organism in Eukaryota, Metazoa, Chordata, Aves, Passeriformes, Pipridae. Gene Ontology annotation, cellular component: nucleus; ubiquitin ligase complex; cytoplasm. Gene Ontology annotation, molecular function: zinc ion binding; ubiquitin protein ligase activity; ubiquitin conjugating enzyme binding.
UUUUCUUUCUCCAGAAUCCAGCGACUAUUACUCGAAUACUGCUUAGCCAUUUCAACUGGGAUAAGGAGAAGCUGAUGGAGAGGUACUUUGAUGGCAACUUGGAGAAGCUCUUUGCAGAGUGUCAUGUAAUUAAUCCAAGUAAAAAAUCUCGGACACGCCAGAUGAACACGAGGUCAUCAGCCCAGGAUAUGUCCUGUCAGAUCUGCUAUCUGAACUACCCAAACUCGUACUUUACUGGCCUAGAGUGUGGACACAAGUUCUGUAUGCAGUGCUGGAGUGAAUAUUUAACUACCAAAAUAAUGGAGGAAGGCAUGGGACAGACCAUUUCAUGCCCUGCCCAUGGCUGUGAUAUCUUAGUGGAUGACAAUACAGUUAUGCGUCUGAUCACAGAUUCCAAGGUUAAAUUAAAGUACCAGCAUCUAAUAACCAAUAGUUUUGUAGAGUGUAAUCGACUGUUAAAGUGGUGUCCUGCCCCCGACUGCCACCACGUCGUCAAAGUCCAAUAUCCUGACGCCAAACCCGUGCGCUGCAAAUGUGGGCGUCAGUUCUGCUUUAACUGCGGUGAAAACUGGCAUGAUCCUGUUAAAUGCAAGUGGUUAAAGAAGUGGAUUAAGAAGUGCGAUGAUGACAGUGAAACUUCUAAUUGGAUUGCAGCCAACACAAAGCAGGAAAACAGGGCAGUCAUGCUCGUCGAGGCAGGUCUUGUGCCUGCACAGCUGUUGGCUUCAGGGACUGAGAGUCAGAGCCCAAAGUCUGCGUUGAAUUUCUUCAUUUUGAAGAACGUAGAAAGGAAUCAGGAAUGCCCGAAAUGCCACGUCACCAUCGAGAAGGACGGGGGCUGCAACCACAUGGUCUGUCGGAACCAGAACUGCAAGGCGGAGUUCUGCUGGGUGUGUCUGGGCCCCUGGGAGCCCCACGGAUCUGCCUGGUACAACUGUAAUCGCUACAAUGAGGAUGAUGCAAAGGCAGCAAGGGAUGCACAGGAGCGAUCCCGAGCAGCCCUGCAGAGGUACCUGUUCUACUGCAACCGCUACAUGAACCACAUGCAGAGCCUGCGCUUCGAGCACAAGCUCUACGCUCAGGUGAAGCAGAAGAUGGAGGAGAUGCAGCAGCACAACAUGUCGUGGAUCGAGGUGCAGUUCCUGAAGAAAGCAGUCGACGUCCUCUGCCAGUGUCGUGCCACACUCAUGUACACUUACGUCUUUGCCUUCUACCUCAAAAAGAAUAAUCAGUCCAUUAUCUUUGAGAAUAACCAAGCAGACUUAGAGAAUGCUACAGAGGUGCUUUCUGGGUACCUGGAGCGAGAUAUAUCCCAAGAUUCGCUGCAAGACAUAAAGCAGAAAGUACAGGAUAAGUACAGAUACUGCGAGAGCCGACGGAGGGUUUUGUUGCAGCACGUGCAUGAAGGCUAUGAGAAGGACCUGUGGGAGUACAUCGAGGACUGAGCCCGGCCCUGCAGGAACGAACUCUGAACCCUUUCCCAUCUUAGAGUGCUCAUGCAAUUCCAAUAAAACCCACCCAGGGCGCUGCUCCGCCUCUUACACCGCUGGUCUGUAGUACCGGGAUUCUGUUUUGUUAACAGAAAAAUUAAGUAAAUUAUAUUGUAAUAAAAAAAAAAAAAAAGGUAGAUAAACCAUUGUACAACAGUAUUCUAGGCGGCCAAGAGUGUGACAGACGCACUAAAAACCCUCCAACUUUAACUUGUAACGUAGCUUCAUCCUCCAAGCCGACUCCUUUUUCUUUUCUCUCUUUCUUUUCCUGUGUGUAGUACAGAUGAAAUUUAAACCAGUUUCUUGACACUGCUUUUCAUGUCCAAACCAGCCAUUUUGAUGGACUUUGAUAAGGGGGGGGUGGCUCUCCCGCCCCCCUCCUCCUCUCUGCCACCCAAGUACACGGAUGAAUGUGGAUUAUUGGCUCGUCGUAAAGAGGAUUUUUGGGAAGGGGAGGAGGGGGGUACACAGCAAGGAAAAAAAAAAACCAACCUUUGUAUAUGAAUUUUAAAACAAAAAGAGGACAACACAGUAUUUUUCAAAGUUGUAUAUAGCGCAUAUGCAUGGACAAAGAGCAAGCGUGGCACGUGUUUGCAUAAUGUUUAAUUACAAAAAAAUAUUUAUUCUUUAAAAAUCUUCAA